Messenger RNA from Cylicocyclus nassatus, 2406 nucleotides. The record is from the annotation of a GenBank genome assembly. Lineage: Eukaryota; Metazoa; Nematoda; Chromadorea; Rhabditida; Strongylidae.
AGAGCUAUCAAAUGUCCAUACGACUGAGGAGACGGUAGGAAAAAAAAUGCUUAAACGUCGUAGCCUCGGAAUGAAGCGUAUGAGCUCCUCACCGCCGCCAAUAAUUCAUGGGAAGUUUCAUAGCCCGUUGGUCCGGUGUUCGUCACCGGAAGACGGCUCAAAGCGGAGAAGAAAGAAGCCUUUGCGAUUACAGAACCCUUUCAAUACUGAUCGCGAAGACGUGAUUGAUCCAUUGCGGUUGAAGCUUAUUGACAAAAAUGCUAUAAUGGCUAGAGAUUCAGCCGAACAUGAGGCCAUGAUUGCUCGACUUUUGUCCAGGCCUUUCACAAUACCCAUACCCGGGUAUUCAUUAUCUGGUCGCGUUUUGGGUAUGGCCAGAUCUCGAAUGCGGGUAGCCAUGUUUGAUCCUUAUGCUGAAAAUGCAGUUGUGCUGUAUGCUCCACCAUCUUUGUCGGCCCACGAGCAGAUGAAUAUGAAAGAGGAAGAUAAACUAGUCCAUGUCGUUGUGGAUCCCGUGUUGGGUAACAUCCUUCGACCACAUCAGCGAGAAGGCGUAAAAUUCAUGUACGAUUGCGUGACUGGAAGAAAUAUCGAAAGUCAUUUUGGUUGCAUCAUGGCCGACGAAAUGGGUCUCGGUAAGACCUUGCAAUGCAUUACGUUGCUCUACACCCUGCUACGCCAAAGCCCUGAGGGCAAACCAACAUUUAACAAAGUUAUCAUCGUAUGCCCGAGUAGUUUGGUGAAGAACUGGGACAAGGAAAUCAAGAAGUGGUUAGGACAGCGAAUAUGUGCAUUGCCUAUGGAUUCUGGUAACAAACAAGAAAUAACAUCUAAACUUAAGGCUUAUAUGGCUGACGGGAGAGUGCGAGCUGCCAGUCCAGUGCUAAUCAUUUCAUAUGAAACAUUCCGUCUAUAUGCGAAGAUUCUACAUUCGAGCGCAAUAGGAAUGGUUAUAUGUGAUGAGGGUCAUCGCUUGAAAAACAGCGAUAAUCUCACCUAUCAGGCUUUGAAUGGGCUACAGUGCAGUAGACGAGUUUUGAUUUCGGGAACGCCAAUACAGAAUGAUCUGCUUGAGUACUUUAGUCUGGUCAACUUCGUGAAUCCAGGAUUGCUAGGAACAGCUAGCGAGUUCAAGAAACGAUUCGAAAAUCCAAUUUUGAGAGGUCGCGAUGGUAAUGCUACCGAUGAAGAACAGAAGAAAGGUGAAGAGGCUACGAAAGAGAUGGUCACACUUGUAGAGAAAUGUAUUAUUAGACGAACGAGCGCGUUGCUGACGAAGUACUUGCCGGUCAAGUACGAGCAUGUCAUAUGUUGUCGCAACACGGAGUUGCAAGACGCUAUCUACAACAAGUUGAUAGAGUCAGAAGAACAGAACAGGGCUAUUGAGAAAGACAAGGAAAGUGGAGCCACAGCCUCGGCUUUGUCCUUUAUUACGCAUCUCAAGAAACUGUGUAAUCAUCCAUAUCUGGUAUAUGAAGAGUUGCAAAAACCAGACAAUAGAUUCCACAGUUGCCUGAGCCUGUUUCCUGACUCCUUCAGUUCGAAAAAAUGUGAUCCAUCGGUAUCUGGAAAAAUGAAGGUGCUAGAUUAUAUCUUGGCAGUUACUCGAAAGACUAGUAAGGAUAAGUUUGUGCUGGUCUCGAAUUACACCCAAACUAUAGAUCAAUUCGUUGAGCUUUGUAAAUUACGUGGAUAUGGGUAUGUCAGACUAGAUGGGUCGAUGUCGAUAAAGCAAAGAGCAAAAACGGUGGAGAAGUUUAACGAUCCAGAGAGCAGUGAGUUUUGCUUUCUGUUAUCAUCGAAGGCUGGUGGAUGUGGCCUGAAUCUUAUUGGUGCAAACAGACUAGUGAUGUUCGAUCCGGAUUGGAAUCCAGCCAAUGACGAUCAGGCAAUGGCGCGAGUAUGGCGUGACGGUCAAAAGAAGAACUGCUUUAUUUAUCGCUUACUAGCUACGGGUUCAAUCGAAGAGAAGAUGUUUCAACGUCAAACGCAUAAAAAGGCUCUAUCUUCUUGUGUAGUCGACGCCGGGCAAGAUGUUGCACGACACUUCAGCUCAGAUCAGCUGAGAGAAUUGUUCAAGUUGGAAGCAGACACACCAUCUGAUACUCAUGAAAGAUUAAAAUGCAAGAGAUGCAUAAAUGGAAUUGAGACUACAGACCCACCUGAGACAGCUGACUGCACAUCCGAUUUAGCUCUAUGGCAUCAUUCGCAAAGAGAUGCUCGGAAGAUCGCUGACUCCAUACUGCGUUCGGUGUUCAACUGUGGUGCCAUCUCGUUCGUGUUCCAUCAAAAAUCCCAUGAUGUGGAGGUGCCUAAGAAGAGGAAGGAAGAAGAAGAUGAAGAGUAUAGGCCGGACGAGGAUGAAGGAGCGGAUGAUUAAUCUGUAUGAUUAUUGGUGCAUAGGAC